AUGUCCAAAGGAAUCUUACAGGUACAUCCUCCAAUCUGUGAUUGCCCUGGGUGUCGAAUUUCGUCUCCAGUGAACCGGGGUCGCCUGGCAGAGAAGAGGACCAUCCCCCUGCCUCCAACCAGGAUCCCAAAGAAAGAGCUCACCUCCAUCUUCUCCCAUAGUGACGACAGCGAAGAGAGUGAUAAGAGCAAUGGUCAACACCCUGAAGUAAAGCAGGAGGAGGAUUUCCACAUCAGUAUCAUGAAAAGAAGGAUACACACCCACUGGGAUUUAAACAUCUCCUUCCGAGAGACCUCUUGCAGCCGUGAUAACGACCUUUCCACUAUCAUCUCCAACCUGCAUCAGAGUCGUCAGCUCGUUAUGCCAGAGACCCAGAGCCGUUGUGAAUUCAAGAGAAACAGCAUCGACGUUGGCUUGGGAGCAGCAGAUGAAAUUUUAGGCAAGAGAAGAGUAUGUUCUCCCAACAGCAGCAGUGAGUGUCCUUUAGAGAGCAAGAAAGCCAGAAGUGAGUCCCCAAAGGAAAAUUCCCACACGCCCCUGCUGGAGGACUCGGUGACUCAGAUGACCCCAGAGGAGCACUACAGGCGCAUGAUGUCAGCACUGAACGAACACGGCACGUUUGAAGAGCAGCAGCAGCAACGUCUCUACCAGCUGGCCAACAGCAUGGCAGUGCCCAGCCAUGGAGCCAGCCAUGACAGGGCCCUCAACCUGGGCACUGGGUGGCUGCUGGACACAGGGAACAUGUACACCCAGGCACUGGGUGCUGCAGAACAGCUGGUAUCACCCCCUUCUCCCCCGAUGGAGAUAUCCCACCCACCGCCUCUGCUUUCACCCCAGAAUGCACCCCAUAUUGCCCUGGGGCCCCACUUGAGACCUCCUUUCCUUGGGGUGCCUUCAGCUCUCUGCCAGACACCAGGGUACGGGUUCCUGCAGCCAGCACAAGCAGAGAUGUUUGCACGGCAGCAAGAGAUGCUACGAAAGCAAAACCUGGCCAGGUUGGAGAUGUCGGCCGAGAUCAUCCGCCAGAAGGAGCUGGAGAAUCUCCACAGGCAGAGGCUCCUGGCUGGUGACCCUCUGAGCCUGCAUCCCGGCCUGCCCCCAGACCACCCUGCCCUGCGGAACGUGCACGACAUCCCCGAGGGCCACCCGCUGCGGGAGGAGCUGUCCCGGAGGAACGCCAUGCUGGUGCUGAGACACAACAACACCCCCCUGCUCUCCCUCAACCCCAGCGUCCCCAGCAGUGCCACCCCACCCAAGGAGCAGCCCCGGCGGGGCAGCCGGAAAGCCGCCCAGCACCGCGCCGAGCCGCAGGGGCUGAGCGAGGCCAAGGAGCUGGCGGAGCCCCGGGCACGGGAUGGGGCUCCGGACUGUAACGACGAGGAGAUGAAGGACUCUGAGAGCGACGCGGAGGUCAGCGACGAGAAGCCGGAGAGCCUGAAGGCUGAGAGCAGCGGCUCAGCCGCCGAGCUCAAGGAGUGCAAAGAGACGGGCAAAGCCUGUGAAGGGGCCAAGGAGCUGGGUGAAGCAGCUGCAGGGCAAAAUGCCCCCUGCAGCUCCUCCAGUGCAGAGUCCCCCAGCCACUUGCUUGGCCCAGGCAUCAACAAAACCGAGGUGAAAUACCUCCCGCCAGCCUCCAUCCCGCCGCCUCAGCCGCUGCCCUUUGGGUUCCCCUACACCAUGAGCCCCUACUUCCAUGCAGGCACCAUGGGAGGUCUGUUUCUGGAUGGCGAGGAAAGCCCAGCGCUGGAAGACAUCAGCAAAUGGACGGUGGAGGAUGUUUGCAGCUUCGUGUCCAACUUGUCUGGCUGCACUGAGUACACUCAGGUAUUCCGAGAGCAGGCGAUUGAUGGGGAGACCCUGCCCCUCCUGACAGAAGAGCACUUACUGAACAACAUGGGGCUGAAGCUCGGGCCAGCACUGAAGAUAAGGUCACAGGUCGCCAAGAGAGUGGGCAGAGUUCUCUACAUGGCAGGUUUCCCCAUGGCCUUCCCUCUGCAGCCUCCCGGGCUGCGGCCCCCGGAGCGAGAGCUGCCCCCGGCGGAGCUGCGUCCCUCCUCCACGGGCAGCGUGGCCUCCCCGUUCAGCAGCGCCCUGCCCACCAGCCGAGCCUCCCCCAAGCAGGAGAACGGGAACUCUUCCCUCCUCACGGGCAUCAGUGACACCCCCAAACCUCCAUCCUAA
Molecule: messenger RNA, 2181 nt
Organism: Chaetura pelagica (chimney swift)
Lineage: Eukaryota; Metazoa; Chordata; Aves; Apodiformes; Apodidae
Gene: SAMD11
Product: sterile alpha motif domain containing 11
Exons: 13
Coding region: 1-2181 (726 amino acids)
Biological process (GO): positive regulation of transcription by RNA polymerase II
Molecular function (GO): protein binding; DNA-binding transcription activator activity, RNA polymerase II-specific; RNA polymerase II cis-regulatory region sequence-specific DNA binding
Source: RefSeq, a predicted model, not a curated record